This is a messenger RNA of Suillus plorans, 1287 nucleotides long. RefSeq lists its product as uncharacterized. The transcript has 5 exons. Gene Ontology annotation, biological process: regulation of transcription by RNA polymerase II. Lineage: Eukaryota; Fungi; Basidiomycota; Agaricomycetes; Boletales; Suillaceae. Bases 109 to 1065 code for a protein of 318 amino acids. Gene Ontology annotation, molecular function: RNA polymerase II cis-regulatory region sequence-specific DNA binding; DNA-binding transcription factor activity, RNA polymerase II-specific. The record is from RefSeq and is a predicted model, not a curated record. Gene Ontology annotation, cellular component: PcG protein complex; transcription regulator complex.
UGGUUCAAACCCCUGCGUGUUUUAUUGCCUUUAUAUUUCUUUUAAUCGACGUCGCUGGCCAACGUCGCCCACCCUCCUUGAAGUUAGUAACAUUUUCUACCUGCUACAAUGCCGACAUGGCCAUGUCCAUCGUGCCACAAGAGCUUCUCUCGUAAGGGCGAUCUUACUCGCCACCAGCAGCUACAUACUGGAAUCAAGCCACACGCCUGCCCGUCAUGUAAAAAAAGAUUUGCCCAGCGUUCGGGCCUCAACACCCACAUCAACACGCACACCAAGGCCAAGCCUUACGUGUGUGGUAUUGGUACUUGUAUGAAAGCAUUCAGUGAUCCCUCGUCUUGCACUCGCCAUCGAAAGGAAACUCACAGACGCGAGGGCGCGUACAAGUGCACUAUACCAGAGUGCGGCACAAGAAUUAAACGACGAUCUGCUUUUGUCGCGCAUAUGAAGAAGCAUGGAGUCAAUCCCUGCAAACUAGAUUUAGAUGCCAUUGCCUCGUCGGCAAAUAAAAACACUUCCCAACAAGCCAACUUCCAUUUUUUACCUCCCCAAGUAGCCGAUGCCCCUUACUGUCCCCCUUCAGAGACGUCACUUCCAGACGUUACUGAAGACAAUUUAGCACAUUGGGCUCCCCCUGCUCUGAUGCUGACGAACGACUAUCAGAUUUCCGUUCCUGAAUAUGAUGGAGCCUCUGGCGUGGCUGACGGCAUGUAUGACUAUAGUUGGCCGUCUGAAUUUGGUACUGGACCAUCUAAUUCUUCGCUCAUGCCUCCACCAUCGGUAUCUACGUGUCCUCCUACGCAUGUUGACGAUUUCAUUUUCGACGCUGGAUACAACGGAUACUUACAACCUAAUGACGCAUUCUCUAGGUUGCCUUCUCCAUAUGCAUCGGCGUCGCCCUCUUUACCUCCUCUCCUUGACGGCUUCGUGGACUGCUUCGGGUCUCGCAUGCGAUCGAUGUCCUCUUCACCGGCCACGUCUUCUAACUCUGCACUGGAUGAUCAGUUAGAUUAUGCUCUCUUGAGCUGCGAUGUACCCAAGCCAUACCUUUUGUUCAACACCGUUUAAUUUACCGCACUAAUACUUAGUACACUUCACGCAUUCAAGGAUUGUCACCGGACCAUUUUUUAUUCAUAAUUUAUACCGCUGCACUGUAGCCUACAUACCUCUCACUCUUCACCACCAUCUGUUCAGUGAACUUAUGUCUUAUUACCCUUAUACCAAGAGGCUUUUAAUAUACUGUACUUACUUUUGAAGCCCCAAUGACACUGCAAGCCAAUAUUACAGAUC